Mangifera indica (mango) is the source of this 2600-nucleotide messenger RNA. Its product is annotated as protein NARROW LEAF 1-like. Bases 281 to 2065 code for a protein of 594 amino acids. The record is from RefSeq and is a predicted model, not a curated record. The transcript has 6 exons. Lineage: Eukaryota; Viridiplantae; Streptophyta; Magnoliopsida; Sapindales; Anacardiaceae.
CAUAAAACACUACAACAUCAGAUAUUUAGUAGCCUCCUCUCUCUCUUUCUCUUUCACCAGAUUAGAAAAUUUAUUAGCUUUCACUUUCUAUUCUAAUUAUAAUCUUUUUCUUUUUCUAAUCUCUUUACAAAGUUGCUGGCAAUCUUGCUGGUAUCAUCGUCUUUCAGUUUACAUACUGGUAGUUUAACAGGGUAUGAAUGAAUUAAUAAAUGAAACUCUUCAGUACUUUUCAUUAAGUCCUCCAACACGCCUCCACCAUUUCUGAUCGGAGGUCUGAAAGAUGGACAAGGCCAGAUUGGAUUUAAGAUUUCAGCACUCAGGAUCAUCCCAGUCUGAGGAAUCUGUUUUAGAUUUGGAAAGAAACUAUUGUAAUAUUCCUAAUCUGCCUUCAUCGAGUCCAUCACCGCUUCAACCUUUUGCAUCGUCUGGUCAGCAUUCUGAGAGUAAUGCAGCCUACUUCUCCUGGCCUACAUUAAGUCGAUUACAUGACGCAGCAGAAGAUAGAGCUAAUUAUUUUGGAAACCUCCAAAAAGGAGUUCUCCCUGAAACUCAUGGACGGUUGCCAACAGGGCAGCAAGCUACCACAUUGCUUGAACUGAUGACUAUUAGAGCAUUUCAUAGCAAAAUCUUACGUCGGUUUAGCCUUGGGACAGCAGUUGGGUUUCGCAUUCGAAGGGGUGUUUUGACUGACAUACCAGCUAUUCUUGUAUUUGUUGCUCGGAAAGUUCACAGGCAAUGGCUUAGCCCUGUACAGUGUCUACCUGCUGCCCUUGAGGGCCCAGGAGGAGUAUGGUGUGAUGUAGAUGUUGUGGAAUUCUCAUAUUAUGGUGCACCAGCUCCAACUCCUAAGGAAGAACUAUAUACUGAGCUUGUAGAUGGCUUGAGGGGAAGUGACCUAUGUAUUGGUUCUGGUUCUCAGGUUGCUAGCCAAGAAACAUAUGGAACCUUGGGUGCUAUUGUUAGAAGCCGAACAGGAAAUCGACAGGUUGGUUUUCUUACAAAUAGACAUGUUGCUGUUGAUUUAGACUACCCAAAUCAGAAAAUGUUUCAUCCUUUGCCGCCCAGCCUUGGACCUGGGGUUUAUCUUGGUGCUGUGGAGAGGGCAACGUCCUUCAUCACAGAUGAGCUUUGGUACGGUAUCUUUGCAGGAACAAAUCCAGAAACAUUCGUCCGAGCAGACGGAGCCUUCAUUCCUUUUGCGGAUGAUUUUAAUCUCAGCAACGUAAUUACGUCCAUAAAAGGUGUGGGUGAGAUCAAUGAUGUUCAUAACAUAGAUUUGCAGUCUCCAAUUAACAGUCUCAUUGGCAAGAAAGUGAUCAAAGUGGGAAGAAGUUCUGGUCUGACAACUGGGACAAUAAUGGCCUAUGCUCUUGAAUAUAAUGAUGAGAAAGGGAUUUGUUUUUUCACGGAUUUUCUUGUUGUGGGUGAGAACCAGCAGACUUUUGACCUUGAAGGUGAUAGUGGAAGUCUCAUUCUCUUGAAGUGUCAGAAUGCAGAGAAGCCACGGCCUGUUGGGAUCAUUUGGGGUGGGACAGCUAAUCGUGGUCGGUUGAAACUAAAAGUUGGUCAACCUCCAGUGAAUUGGACCAGUGGAGUUGAUCUUGGGCGCCUUCUUGACCUCCUUGAACUUGAUCUCAUCACGACCAAUGAAGGGUUUCAAGCUGCAGUGCAAGAUCAAAGAAACGCUAUUGACUCUACAAUUGGGGAGUCACCCCACCCUGAACGGGUUCCACCCAAAGAUCAGGAAAACUUUGAGCCUCUUAAUUUAAACAUCCAGCAAGUUUUGGUUGAUGGUGAAACUCAGCACGCAUCAUUCAUUACCCCGGAGUUUCAUAUAGAUGGGAUUGAAACAUCUCCCAAGGUGGAACAUCAGUUCAUUCCAAGUUUUACGGGUAGAUCUCCAAUGCACCAAAACAACCAACCAGAAAAUCUUGAGUUAAAAAGCCUCUCGCAAUUGAGGAAUGGUCCCGAUGAAGAGAUUUAUGUCUCAUUACGGUUAGGUGAGUCAGAGCCAAAGAGAAGAAAGCAUUCUGGAACUUCCUUUAGUAUUGAAGAACCAAAAUGAAUGGGAGAAAUGCAUUAUACUGCUUGGUUAAAUCAUGGAUGAGGUCAGGAAUUAUUUUUAUCUGUUCUGGCUUCAGAUUGCUUGGGGCUUCAAGUUCUAAAUUGGAAAUAUCUCAGAAGCGUCAGAAUCCAAAUUCCUCCAAGAACUGAAGGUGAAUGCCUUAAAAUGGGAUGAACCAUCAUUCUUUUUUAUUGCAUGUUUUGUUCAAGUUUACAGUGGUAGGCUACAUAUGAAGUUUAUACAAUAUUUAGUAGAAAAAUUGUCUAGGCAAUAGUUAUUUGAUUUAUAUCACCCUGUUAAAAUCGAUGUACCAUAAAGCACUCCUGAAGUGGGAGUAUGAACAGCUAUCAGAAGAAGGUAGAAUGUUUAGUUUUGGUAAGGAAAUUGGUAAAGGGGCUUAUCAGGAGCACCAUACCAUUAAGUCUCUCAAUUUCAUGUGGAAUGGUUAAUACUAAGACUUGAAGGAAACAACCAAAUUCUUGUAGUCUAUUGGAUAUCAAGCAUGGUUCUAAUAAUAUGUUUCUCUUUACGUGUA